Biomphalaria glabrata is the source of this 1514-nucleotide messenger RNA. Its product is annotated as calcyphosin-like protein. Bases 181 to 819 code for a protein of 212 amino acids. The record is from RefSeq and is a predicted model, not a curated record. Lineage: Eukaryota; Metazoa; Mollusca; Gastropoda; Planorbidae. The transcript has 6 exons. Gene Ontology annotation, molecular function: calcium ion binding.
ACUUUUCCAUCUUCCGCUCGAUGAUUGUAUUUGCUAGCGUGAAGGCGGCAAUCUGUUACGACAUUCCUGCAUUGAGGUGUACUUCUAGUGGGCUGUCCUUCUUAGGAGAACACAUUGGAUUCAUGUGACACUGAAUUUAGUGUCAGCAUUGUAAGAUUAUAAUUAGCCACACGUUUAACAAUGGCAGACAUGGGCAAACUUAACGAGGAGCUUAAGGCCAAGGCCAGAGUGACCAGAGCUCAUGCCAAAGAUCCACUGGAACUUGUCCAAGCCCAGUUUCUUGCCAGAGGGGCCAGUGGCAUUAAAGGCGCUCAGAUGCGAUUUCGUAUCAUGGACGACGACAGCAAUAGGAAAUUGUCUUUUGAAGAGUUUUCUAAAGGCAUGCGUGAAGUAGGCGUCCUACUCAACAAGGAACAGGAAAUUGAACUUUUUCGAACAUUUGACCGAGACGGAGAAGGAACCAUCAAUUUUGAAGAGUUUCUCCGAGCUGUUCAGCCAAAGAUGAAUGACAGAAGAAAGAGAUUAGUAGAAGCGGCCUUUGUAAAGAUGGAUAAAACUGGAGAUGGCGUAGUGACUGUGAAGGAUAUUGCGAAAGCGUACAAUGCAUCCAAACAUCCAAAAUAUAUCAGUGGUGAAUGGACAGAAACCAAAGUGUAUCAAGAAUUUCUCAAGACAUUUGAAGCAGAAGGCCAUGUAGAUGGAAUAGUAACAUUGGAAGAGUUUUUAUCCUACUACUCCGCCAUUAGCUGUAGCAUAGACAGUGACGCCUAUUUCGAUCUGAUGAUGAGAAACAGCUGGGGAAACGACCUGACAGUUUAAUCUAGUGACACAUAAUAAGUUAUCUAUUUGUAAGACAUUUAGUCACCUAUGGGCUCUGUACAAAUACAAACUAUACAUCGCAACUGUGAGCUAUUUGUUGGCGAGUUUUAGGAAUUGCAAGUGUGAGCAUUGAACCAAUUCAUUAAAGGAUGAAUGUUGUUUAUCUGUGCAUGUUUCAGGUUAUUAUUGUGGCUUGUUUGUACAUAAUUAAUAAAGAUUUUUUUCAUUAUAAAAUAUUAUCAAAGCUGGCUGUACUGUAGUAAAAUAUUUUUUAAUAACUGAAAGGUGUUUUGUAAUCACACUUCUUUUCAACAUUUAGUUGAUAAUUUAAUUUAAUCUAAUUUUUUAUUUUGAUAAGCAAACACUAUUGCGGCACACUGUAGCGUACUCUCGACGUUUGAUUGAGUUUUAAAGAUAAUAAAUUUGAAAACAAUAAACAUUUCAGAAUUUCAAAAUUUCUCUUCACUAUUCAAUCUUCUUUGUUCUUCUCCUUUUCUCUCUCACUCUCUCUCUCUUUCUUUCUCUCUCUCUCUCCUUCUUUCUCUCCUUCUCUCUCUUGUUUGCAUUUGUUUUGUGUAAAAUGUAGUGCAUAGUUAUAAAACAGAUCACGUGACUAGUUAUCUGUUAUUUAUUAACUGAAAAUUUGGUAACUAUUUAUUUCUUUGUCAAUAAAGUUGUUUCAACAGACAUAUAAA